This is a messenger RNA of Anas platyrhynchos (mallard), 3610 nucleotides long. RefSeq names its product BRCA1 associated deubiquitinase 1 (gene BAP1). Gene Ontology annotation, molecular function: cysteine-type deubiquitinase activity. The record is from RefSeq and is a predicted model, not a curated record. Gene Ontology annotation, cellular component: cytoplasm. Gene Ontology annotation, biological process: protein deubiquitination; ubiquitin-dependent protein catabolic process. NCBI's taxonomy places the organism in Eukaryota, Metazoa, Chordata, Aves, Anseriformes, Anatidae.
GGGCCGGGGGAAGGAGGAGGAGGAGGAGGAGGAGCGGGGGGGGGCCCGGAGCGGGGCCGGGAGGCGGCGGCGGGGCCGGACGGGACAUGGCGGCACGGGCCGGGCCGCGGGAAGAUGAAUAAGGGCUGGCUGGAGCUCGAGAGCGACCCCGGUCUCUUCACGCUCCUGGUCGAAGAUUUUGGGGUCAAGGGGGUGCAGGUCGAGGAGAUUUACGAUCUGCAGAGCAAGUGCCAGGGCCCCGUGUACGGCUUCAUCUUCCUCUUCAAGUGGAUCGAGGAGCGCCGCUCGCGCCGCAAGGUCUCGACCCUGGUGGAUGAGACGUCGGUGAUCGACGAUGACAUCGUCAAUAACAUGUUCUUUGCUCACCAGCUGAUCCCCAAUUCCUGCGCCACCCACGCCCUGCUGAGCGUCCUCCUGAACUGCAACAAUGUGGACCUGGGCCCCACGCUGAGUCGCAUGAAGGAUUUCACCAAAGGAUUCAGCCCCGAGAGCAAAGGCUAUGCCAUCGGCAACGCCCCCGAGCUGGCCAAGGCCCACAACAGCCAUGCCAGACCGGAGCCGCGGCACCUGCCGGAGAAGCAGAACGGCAUCAGCGCUGUGCGAACCAUGGAGGCUUUUCACUUCGUCAGCUACGUCCCCAUCAAGGGGCGGCUGUUUGAGCUGGACGGGCUGAAGGUCUAUCCCAUCGACCACGGGCCGUGGGCUGACGACGAAGAAUGGACAGACAAAGCCAGGAGGGUGAUCAUGGAGCGCAUCGGCCUGGCCACUGCAGGGGAGCCGUACCACGACAUCCGUUUCAACCUGAUGGCAGUGGUGCCCGAUCGGAGGAUGAAGUACGAGUCCAAGCUUCACAUCCUGAAGAUGAACCGCCAGACCGUGCUGGAGGCCUUGCAGCAGCUUAUCCGAGUCACUCAGCCUGAGCUGAUCCAGACCCAGAAGUCUCAGGAAUCUCAGUCUACCGAAGAGACAAAGCCAGCCAGCAGCAAGACUGUGGCUCCAGAGAGCACCCAUCCAGACAGCACUGAUGAGCACACGAGCCAGGGGCACCCCGUGGCCACACAGAGCCCACCCACCCGCUCCAAGCCAGUGGUGAAGACGUCAGCAAGCACCAUCAACGGGGCGCCUCCGGCAAACCCCAACCCCAUCAUGCAGAGGUUGCCGGCCUUCCUGGAUAAUCACAACUACGCCAAGUCGCCCAUGCAGGAGGAGGAAGACCUGGCGGCAGGAGUGGGUCGCAGCCGGGUCCCAGUCCGACAGCACCAGCAGUACUCAGAUGAUGAGGAUGACUACGAUGAUGAUGAGGAAGAGGAAGUUCGUAACACCAACUCAGCCAUCAGGUACAAAAGGAAAGGGCAAGUAAAGCAAGAGCACGCAGCAGGGGCUGCGGACGGCCAGCUCUCUGUCCUCCAGCCGAACACCAUCAACGUCCUGGCCGAGAAGCUGAAAGAGUCGCAGAAGGACCUCUCCAUCCCCCUGUCCAUCAAGACGAGCAGCAGCGGAGCUGCCGUGGCGGUUGUCACUCACUCCCAGCCCUCUCCCACCCCCAGCAACGAGAGCACCGACACUGCCUCCGAGAUCGGCAGCGCCUUCAACUCCCCGCUGCGCUCUCCCAUCCGCUCGGCCAACCCCACCCGCCCCUCCAGCCCCGUCACCUCCCACAUCUCCAAGGUCCUUUUCGGCGAGGAGGACGGGCUGCUGCGCAUCGACUGCAUGCGCUACAACCGGGCCGUCAGGGACCUGGGGCCCAUCAUCAGCUCCGGGCUGCUGCACCUCACAGAGGAUGGCGUCUUUUGCCCGCUGGCUGUUGCAGAUGGGGGGAAAAGCUCCCCCUUGUCCAUCAAACCCGGUGAAGAGGCCCAGGUUGCCAUCAAACUGGAGGAGAAGGAGGGCAGUGAGGCCGGUGACAGCAAAGAGAAGGUGGGACUUGGCAGGACCAGUGAUCACCCUGGGGGGGAAAAGUAUUCUCCCAAGGAGCUGCUGGCACUGCUGAAGUGUGUGGAGGCAGAGAUUGCAAACUACGAGGCCUGCCUGAAGGAAGAGGUGGAGAAGAGGAAGAAAUUCAAGAUUGAUGACCAGAGGAGAACCCACAACUACGAUGAGUUCAUCUGUACCUUCAUCUCCAUGCUGGCGCAGGAAGGCAUGCUGGCCAGUCUUGUGGAGCAGAACAUCUCCGUCCGCAGGCGGCAGGGAGUCAGCAUCGGCCGUCUCCACAAGCAGAGGAAGCCCGACCGCCGGAAACGCUCCCGUCCGUACAAAGCCAAGCGUCAGUAGUAGCCUUGGGGUCAAGACUGUGAGGAACUGGCCCCUGGGGCUUUGGGCAGUGGCACUUGGAUGUAUCUUACCCUUUGCCCAAGGAAGAGGGACCCCAGUGAGAAGCCCUUGGCUGAGGUGGAGCCUCGGGACAAAUGGAAAUUGGGUUUUCCUCCGAGCCUGAGUUGUGAAAGGCAGAACUGCCUUGUCUCAAGGAGAGACCCUGCAGCACCAGGCGAGCCUGAGCUGCCCCCCUGGGCCAUGGCCACGCGCAGACGCCCUGGGCCUGUGUCUCCGUGCCGUGGCUGAGGACUGUGGCAGGAGGGGCAGAGCCCACCUGGUAGUGGUGGGCCCGGUGUGGGGACACUGGUGCCACUGGUGUGAGGCUGUGCUGGCCGCAGCUGGCUGUGGCUUGUGUCCUGUGUGUGCAGGCCUUCAGCUCUGUGCUUCCCCAAGCCACUCACGGCUGUUUUCUGUUUGUCUCCCUCCCUUCACAAAAUUUAUGUUCUGGUUCUGAACCACACUUUGGCUCCUGGACGGAGCUGUUCUCCAGUACGGCUGGGCCUGCGUGAAUGCAGCUCUGUGCUGCCCCGUUCCCUGAGCUGGCUGAUGCUCCAGGGAUGGCAGUGCCACCUCCCCACCCAGCCAGGCUCUCCUUUGGGCAUUGCCCACUUGUCCCCAGCCCUGUGGGGGUGCUGGAGGGCCCUGCUUCCACACCUGCUCUCCUAGGGACCAGCUCUGUGGCCCUGGCUGGUGCCUUUGGGUCACACAGGGUUGCUCCAGCCCUUGUCCCGGGUUGGCCUUGGUGCUGGGGUGGAAGCUGGAUCUGGAGGUGCCUUGGUGCCCUUGAUGAAGCCUUUCAGGGGGGGAAGAGGUGACAGUGUAAUACCCAAGGCACAAAGGGAGCCUCAUGGGCAGACAAACCGGGGGCAGCCCAAAACUGCUUCUCCUGCCCAAGCUCCUCACUGGUUGCCACCCAAGAGCUGGCUGGUGUGGGCAGAGCCCUGGUUCGGACUGCAGCACACUGGCACAGCCUUCCUACCAGCCCCAUCAGUGCUCCUGCAAAUGGUUUUCUCCCCCAUCCUCAGCAGCCUGGCAGAAAUCUCAGAAGCCAAAGGUUGGUGCCUCUCCCCAGAGGUGAAGGCAGGAGGAGCUGAGCUGGGGACAAGGGGAACAGAGACAGGAGAGGACUGAAUUUGCUGAACGGGAAAAUUUGUACAGAUCUUCACUGUGGAAUGAAACUGUCUUUUUUUUUUAUUUGUUGAAGAUUUGUUGAAGGAAAGCAAAAUCCUUCUUGCUGUGUCUGAUACCAAGUACUGUACAUAAUGGAUCUGAAGGAAUAAAGCUAUCCUGUAACAGC